Molecule: messenger RNA, 708 nt
Organism: Ochotona curzoniae (black-lipped pika)
Lineage: Eukaryota; Metazoa; Chordata; Mammalia; Lagomorpha; Ochotonidae
Product: Y-box-binding protein 1-like
Exons: 1
Coding region: 1-708 (235 amino acids)
Biological process (GO): regulation of gene expression
Cellular component (GO): nucleus
Molecular function (GO): nucleic acid binding
Source: RefSeq, a predicted model, not a curated record
AUGCCAUUGCCUACUCUGGCCACCUGCACUGCCAGCCUGAGUGGCCAGGCUGAGACCAAGGUGGAACCCAAGCUGCUGCCUGCUGAGCCCAGUCUCUCCACCACAGGGCACAAGAAGCUGCUUGCCACCAAGGUUCUGGGAACCGUGGUGUGGUUCAAUGUCAAGGCCAGAUAUGGCUUCAUCAGGCGCCAUGAUAUCCAACAAGACAUCUUUGUUCAUCACACAGCUAUUAGAAGUUACACUGGCAGGUAUUACCUGCCGAGCCUAGCAGACGGUGAAAUCGUGGAGUUUGAUGUGGAGGAGGGCCAGAAGAAUGUACAGGUGGGCAACGUCACAGGCCCCAGUGGAGUUGCAGUGAGGGGCAGCAGAAAUGUGGCCCAGUGGCGCCGUUCCCACUGCUUGCCACGAUGCAGGGCUCCUCAGCGCCAAAUCAUGCAGAGCCACAUUGAGAGCUCUGGCAGCAUGUAUGACAACCAGGCCCAACCUUGCUGGCCCCAACGCUGCCCAAGGCUCCUGCCUUCCUACCAACCAAGACGCUACCAGCAGGAUUCCAACAAACCACUGUUGGGUGAAGGGAUGAAAGUUGCCCAGGGCCCAACUGCAGAAAAGCAUCAAGUGCAGAGGCAAGAUCAGGGUGAAAACAUGCCAGGGCAGCAACUGCCUCUCAGGUAUUCCCCAUGCAGCCGGCCAGACAGCCUUGGACACUAA